AUGCGCCGCGAGUUCUUUGGCGACCAGCACAAGCUAUCGAGGGAAAAUUUGAAAAAAGUGGAUGUCGGCGUGACAAACCACUAUGAACCCCAGGGAUUAAGCGACCGAUUCGCGUACAGGCUCGUGCGCACGCUCAGACUCUUGCCUGACACCUACUUUCGCAACGACCACUACACGCGAGUUGUCAUGUUGGAAACCAUCGCAGCCGUGCCUGGCAUGAUUGGUGCGAUGCUGCGUCAUAUGCUUGCACUGCGUAAGCUCAAGACGAAUCAGGGCUCAUGGAUUAUCCACUUGCUCCACGAGGCCGAGAACGAGCGGAUGCACUUGAUGAUUUGGCUCAAGCUUCUCCAGCCCAGCUGGUACAACCGCUGGCUGAUACUGAUAGCCCAAGGCGUGUUCUUCAACGGUUAUUUUUGGCUUUACUUGUGGUCGCCUCGAACAGCUCAUCGUAUGUGCGGCUAUUUGGAGGAAGAAGCCAUCCAUUCGUACAAUGAGUUUAUUGAAACACUGGAGAAGGGUGCACUGGAUAACCCACAAGCUCCCAAAAUGGCUAUUGAGUACUACAAUCUAGUACCCAACGCAACGGUUUUGGACGUCGCCUUGUGUGUACGUGCGGACGAAGCAGUCCACCGUGAUUGCAACCAUUAUUUUUCUACUUGCAUUGCCCAAAACCUCCCCAUUGUGCCAGAAGGGAACUCGGAGUAG
Messenger RNA from Zychaea mexicana, 705 nucleotides. RefSeq names its product alternative oxidase. Lineage: Eukaryota; Fungi; Mucoromycota; Mucoromycetes; Mucorales; Lichtheimiaceae. Gene Ontology annotation, cellular component: mitochondrion. The transcript has 3 exons. Bases 1 to 705 code for a protein of 234 amino acids. Gene Ontology annotation, molecular function: alternative oxidase activity. The record is from RefSeq and is a predicted model, not a curated record. Gene Ontology annotation, biological process: alternative respiration.